This is a messenger RNA of Ornithorhynchus anatinus (platypus), 1375 nucleotides long. Its product is annotated as valacyclovir hydrolase. The transcript is spliced from 7 exons. The record is from RefSeq and is a predicted model, not a curated record. Lineage: Eukaryota; Metazoa; Chordata; Mammalia; Monotremata; Ornithorhynchidae.
GCCCCAAGUCACCCAGUUGCCGAGCGGCGGAGGCGGGAUUCGACCCCGGAGCCUCUGCCUCCCCAGCCCGGGCUUUGUGGGCGGGGCCAUCCGGAAAGGCGGGGGCCAUCCGGAAAGGCCGGCAUGGCGCUGGGGCGGCCGGGCCCGGGCUCGGUCCCGCUGCUGCUGCGGCGGCGGCGGCUCUUCCUCCUCCUCCCCUGGCUGAAGCGGAGCCCGGAGCCCCGAGCCGCGCUGGCUGCCGCCUAUGGCACCUCAAUUACCUCUUCUAAAGUGGAAGUGAAUGGUGUUCACCUACAUUAUCGUCCAACUGGAGAGGGCGAACAUGCAGUUCUGCUGCUUCCUGGAAUGUUAGGGAGCGGGGAGAGUGAUUUUGGACCACAGCUUAAGAACCUGAACAAGCAACGCUUCACAGUAGUGGCCUGGGAUCCUCGAGGUUAUGGACAUUCUAUCCCUCCCCAGCGGGGUUAUCCAGCAAAUUUCUUCUAGAGGGAUGCAAAGGAUGCUGUUGAUCUGAUGAAGAUGCUGAAUUUUAAGAAGGUCUCUCUGUUGGGGUGGAGUGAUGGCGGGAUAACAGCACUCAUUGCAGCCGCCAGGUAUCUUAUAUUCACUUAUAUUCACAAGAUGGUCAUUUGGGAGGCAAAUGCCUAUGUUACUGACGAGGAUGAAAGGAUUUAUCAUGGUAUCAGAGAUGUCUCAAACUGGAGUGAGAGAAUAAGGAAACCUCUGGAAGCCCUUUACGGACGUAAGUACUUGGCCCAAACCUGUGAAGGAUGGGUGGAUGGAAUACUGCAGUUCAGAGACCAACCAGAUGGUAACAUUUGCCGUCAUCUACAGCAUCUUAUUAAGCGCCCCACCUUGAUUUUACAUGGUGAAAAAGAUCCUCUUGUUCCUCGCUUCCAUGCAGAUUUUAUCCACAAACAUGUGAAAGGUUCUCGGUUGCAUCUAAUGCCUGAAGCCAAGCACAACCUACAUUUACGCUUUCCGGAUGAAUUCAACAAAUUAGCUGAAGACUUUCUACAGUGAACAAAUGGUUGGAGCAUGUCGAGCCACAUUUGGAAAUUUACUCCUGCACCAAUGUUCCAGUGCCCAUUUAAAACAAGGAAAUGAGAUCCUGCCUAAUCAUGAAUAAUAGUGGUGUUAGUGAAGCUCUUUCUAGGUUGUCUGUACCAAGCAAUGGGGAAGAUAAGUUCAGAGGCAACGUCUUUUAAAACGCCUGGGUUUUAAACGACAGAUUUAUACCACAGCUACAAAAGGUAAUUAUAGAUGGAGCCUGGAAUCAUUCUCAUUUCCUUUUGAGUUAAACUUAAACUUGUGAUUAUUUUAGCCUUUCAUGACUGCAUUACAUGGUCACUAAUAAAUACCUUGCAUCUUGUUC